Colletotrichum godetiae is the source of this 962-nucleotide messenger RNA. RefSeq lists its product as uncharacterized. The transcript has 3 exons. Lineage: Eukaryota; Fungi; Ascomycota; Sordariomycetes; Glomerellales; Glomerellaceae. The record is from RefSeq and is a predicted model, not a curated record. Bases 186 to 779 code for a protein of 197 amino acids.
CUUCAAGGUUGGCUGACUGGAUUCUAGAUAAAUAAGGAACUUGGAUCCCGUUGAAGAAGUUCUGCUUACUCUCAUCACCUCUAACUCGCAGUAAAAGUAAUUAUACUAUCGCAGUCCGUCAUUAUAACAAGCUUCAUACAGCUUUAUACCGUCUUUCAGCAACCACCCAAAACAACAUUCCAAAAAUGCAGCACAUCGGAAGCCUUCUUUUGGCCUUUGCCACCCUCACCGCCGCUGUCCCAGGACUUGCCCCGGCUAGUGUGAGGUCUGCGAAGUCUUCUCACGUUCGCCGCGCCGACACCAGCUCUUUCCAAAUCUACGCCUAUGGUACUGGAAUUGGUGGCUUGGCACUGUUCACUGCUGGAGGCGAUGCCUACUUCGGAGACUACACCCAGUUCAACGACUCCAAUGCCGCCCCGGUGAUCUUCACCCCUGAAGAGGAUGAUACCGAGACAUGGCUCGGGGCCCCCAACACCACCGCUGUCACCACCGCGCCUACUUGGUCUAACCUGACCUUCACUAUCCCAACCGCCGACUCUGGCGUGCACAACGUCGCUUUCCUCAACAGCAGCGACUCUACGACCGGCCGUAAGACCAGCGGCUUCAGCUUUUACGGAAACUUUGUCCUUGUCGAGGCUGAGGAUGGUAGCUUCGAGUCUUGGUGGUAUGCUACUGCCACUGAUAUCGAUGGCAUUUACAACCUGAAAUGGAACGAGACCGGCGAUGACACUGAUGACAAAAUCAUUCUAAACCUCAGAAGGACUGCUCCUUCCAACUAAGUUAUCGGCUAUCUUUAAAUUCUGUAUGUAGCUGGCACGAGUCAGCCGGGUGAUCUGUUGCGUUUUAGUAGAUUUUGGCUCUGAUCGCGAUUACGAUCAUCUCACGGAGUUAGAGAGGACUUGGUCAAGAAGCGGCGCAAAAAGCUGGAUUGCUCAGGAUGGUGCAAAUAGACUUCUUGUUUC